GUGGUGUUCCGCUGGAGUCAAAUUUACCGGCACCCAAGUCAUCGAGGCAACGUCCGAAGCAGCUCUGCAACGAAGUGCCACCUUCCUUUCUCAGGACAUCAGCAACACUGCCCAAGCGUUAACAACCCUGCUGUCCGUGAGCCGCGCGUUGCCCCAAGCCCUGGCACACCGCAUGGGUGAUCUGGAGCUUAAGCCGCAAGAGCCCGCCAACACAGCGCAGGCCCCUGGCAAACUUUCCUUCGAGCACUCCAUGCCGGAGCUUCGAGAUUCCUUCCAGGCAUCAAUCUCCGAAGCGAAUGCGCAGGAUACCUCGAGCUUUGCAUGGGCUCCAGGUGCCACAGCUGUGCACGGCACACCGCUGCAGUCUGCUUUGGCAGCAGAGGCCGCUACGAAGAUGGCCUUGUCCGGCCCACAGGACGCGAGCAACAUGUUGCGAAGGUUCGCCACACUGGAAUGCAACGAG
Messenger RNA from Symbiodinium necroappetens, 463 nucleotides. NCBI's taxonomy places the organism in Eukaryota, Dinophyceae, Suessiales, Symbiodiniaceae. The record is from the annotation of a GenBank genome assembly.